Messenger RNA from Oppiella nova, 207 nucleotides. Lineage: Eukaryota; Metazoa; Arthropoda; Arachnida; Sarcoptiformes; Oppiidae. The record is from the annotation of a GenBank genome assembly.
AUGAUUAGUGGCAAUCACUUCCAUGUCUUGGAGAAUGACUUGAAAUUGAUGGCAAAAAUAUCACAACAACACAACACUUUUGGCACUGAAUCCGAUUUGCGCAAAUUCGACCUAGAUCACCAUAACUACCACAUCAACAUCACCACUUUCACUGACACUGAAUUACAUCGAAUCACUAAUACCCUAGUUAAGAUUUGGAUUAACUGA